Molecule: messenger RNA, 5019 nt
Organism: Alosa sapidissima (American shad)
Lineage: Eukaryota; Metazoa; Chordata; Actinopteri; Clupeiformes; Clupeidae
Gene: spina
Product: spindlin-Z
Exons: 7
Coding region: 890-1681 (263 amino acids)
Biological process (GO): gamete generation
Source: RefSeq, a predicted model, not a curated record
GCCGUUCUUGCUGUCUUUCCGAUAUGCUUUUGUAACGUUAGAUUUAGCCAGCCAAAUAACAUUUAAGAUUUGCCAAUUUAUACCGUUUAUAUCUAGUUAGCUCGUUAGCUUGCUAAUGUUGAUGUUACUUUAAUCAAAGAAUAUUAAUAGUCAGCGUGAGCAUUAUUCCUGACGACAGAAUGUCAGCUAUCCGAUAAGUUUUAUCUGUCAACAUAAUUUUAAAGGUAAUGUCAUUUUUAUCUAUCCCCCAGUAACACACAUAUCAAUGCAGCUAUUUGACCAGUUCUGAAUGCAAUUACAACAAUGGCAGGCCAACCUUUUCUUUCAAAUUCUUGUGGCUUUUUCAUGAAGGGCUUUAGCGAUAUGCUAGCUAGGUCAAUAACGUAGGCUGAAACAAAAUCCGGCCAACUGAUCUUAGGUACUGCAUUGUUGAUUGUCCUCGCCAAUUUGAAAUUUAAGGAGCCGCCACCGCAGGACUAACGUUAAUUGAUCACAUGCCAGCUUAUCCACACUAGGGAUAGACUACUGUGGAGAAAUAGGGUUUUAGGUGCUGUACCCAAAGCCCUGUUGAGCGUUCUUCGCACUGCUGUGCUAGAGGGGUGGGGCGGCAGUGUGAGCCCUCCUGCCCAAAACCCCAGUUCCUGACGGAGAAGGAAGCAGCCUCUCGUUUCCCACUGGCUACCCCUAAUUACCCCCACGUUCCAACUCCCCGGCUGGCUCGCUUGCUUUGUUGGACUGCACACCAGUUGUGGGUACACCUCCAUUGUUGUGCAGAUCUGGGGUUUUGCACCGGAGGUUGCCCCAGUAAAGCAGCGUGCUUUACCAAAAGGAGUAUUAGUGACUUUUUCACCCUAGUCUGGCAGCCUGGCUGCACAACACACCCAGAUGAAUGAAGACCCCAUUCGGGAAGAGUGCGGGACAGAGAUCACGAGCUGAUGCAGUAGGGCAUGCAGGUGUGUCUGCAAAUAUGAUGAAGAAAAAGAACUCUCACAAAAAACACAAGGCCAACCUGGGGCCUAACAAGCCUGUGUCACAGCCGCGGCGAAACAUUGUGGGCUGCCGUAUACAGCACAUCUGGAAGGAGGGGAGUGGCGCAGCCUCGCAAUGGAAGGGUACUGUGCUGGACCAGGUGCCCGUUAACCCCUCGCUCUACCUGAUCAAAUACGACGGCUUUGACUGCGUCUACGGGCUGGAGCUGCACAAGGACGAGCGCGUCCAGGGUCUCGAGGUGCUGCCUGACCGGCUCGCAUCCUCGCGCAUUAGCGAUGCGCACUUGGCAGACACCAUGAUCGGGAAGGCAGUGGAACACAUGUUUGAGACGGAGGAUGGUUCUAAGGAUGAGUGGCGGGGUAUGGUCCUAGCCCGAGCGCCCAUUAUGAACACUUGGUUCUAUAUUACCUACGAGAAGGACCCAGUUCUCUACAUGUAUCAGCUCCUAGAUGACUACAAGGAUGGAGACCUACGCAUCAUGCCUGACUCAAAUGACUCCCCACCGGCGGAGAGGGAGCCCGGCGAGGUGGUGGACAGCCUGGUGGGCAAACAGGUGGAAUACGCCAAAGAGGACGGCUCCAAACGGACUGGUAUGGUCAUCCACCAGGUUGAAGCCAAGCCCUCUGUCUAUUUCAUCAAGUUCGAUGACGACUUUCACAUCUACGUUUACGACCUUGUAAAAACCUCCUAGGCUCCCAGUGGAUUGAGUAGGAGCAGGCUUUUGGGAGGAGGUUGGUUGCAGUUACGUGUGGAGUUGGAGGAGAGGAUCUGUCAGAGAAACGAAAAAAGAAAAAGAAAAACAUAAUCCAUUGAGUUUUGCCAAACUUUUUUCUCAAGCGUUUCAUUGUGACAUCUUUAACUGAGACGAGAUGGGACAUUUCACUGGAGCCUUUAGAUUGCCACUAGUUGAGCGUCUGAUUGUUUUGGGAGCGAAAGCACGAGAGGAAGCUCUGUGUAGCACGACGCUCAGCUGUCACACAAGAAGAAUUAGGUGAAGGAACCAAGUUCUCUUAAGGCUGUCUGACCUUAACAAACCUUAAGAAGAUCUUUCAAGAUGUACCAUCAUCCUGACUUAAACAGUGAAGAGAGAGAAAGAUCUAAUGCCUGAUGGGACCUUGCACUCUGCAUUUUUUGUCAGCUCUGGUCAUUGAUUCUCAUUGGGUUAAAUGUGGCCAAUGACUCCAGCGACUGUCGGUAGGAGAGCGGCCUCACACACCUGUUCAGUUUCUAUGGUGUUCUGAUCUGCAUCACCCAGUCACACUUUAUCAGAGAUUUGAAAACACGGUUAUUUAUCGUCGUUUGAAAACGCGGUUAUUUAUCGUUGUUUGUUUGUUUAUUUGUUUCUUUCUUUUCUUUUCGGAACUUAAUGUAUGCAGUGUGCAAAUCCCAGCACAGGUCUGUCUUAUUCUGAUUUUUGUUUUGUUUACUUGGUUCUGUAUCUGUUCAAAAACGUCUUGAUAAACAGCAUACUCAAUGUUGCAGACCUACAACUCUAUGCUGAUGCAGUUUGUUUUAUUACAGUUUUGUCUUAAGCACUAAUUUUCAGAUUAUCUCUGUAAGAGAGAAUUGGAGCACUUGAACAUUCUGUGUUAUUGUUCCUCUUUGUGAUUUAAUCAGAUUUGGUCACUUUUGAAUUAUUUUUUAAAUGAACAAAAUUGAUUGGAUUUGUUUCUUGUUUUAAUUGACUGAGGUUUGUAUGUCUUUGAAAGUCCCUUAACAUUUCAUUUGUUUAUGAUUAUGAAAUAUUUAAGAAGAGUAACAAUCAUAAGUAGCACAAUGAUUAUUUGUAUCUUUUUUGUGAAGUUCACAAAGUGAUUAUUCUGCACAUUGUUUGCCUUUUUUCAAAGAUAUUUUACAUCUAGGUAUUUUUUUUAUUUACUCCAUUUUUAUUUUAAAAUUAAAAGGUUUGUGUGCAUCAUCUCAAAAUGUUACUCAUACCCUUAAAAAUAUUCAGACUGCAGAGAUGUGUGUAGUAUUUCAUUUUCUUAGACCGCACUCAACAAAUCAGCAAAAGAUAAUUAGAAAAGGCACGUGUUCAGAUUACAUUGCUCUUCCAAUUUGUUCAUGUUUGAGAAACAUUUGUUUUGAAAAACGUAUUAGCCGCCUUCACUCUCUCUCUUUGCCUCAAUUUGAGCCUAAAUAUUUGUGCCUCAUCGUUAACCAUUGAAUGGUUAGUCAUUAUUUAACUCUAUAUUUUAGGCCUUCGUUUUUUUGUUUUGUCUUGUUAUAUUUUUUUGUUGUCAUUUCCAUUUUUCUCCCAGAAGUUAGUGCACCGGAGGACCAGGGCCCCCUGUUGGAAUGUUACAAUCCUUCUUAGCUGCCCAGCAGAGUCUCAGAAAAUAAGUCCCAGAUGUUACUCAUUACCUCACACUCACAGAGUAGUGUUCAAGUGUAUUCUGCUCCUGACACACAUUUUUCUCCUCGCCUCUCCAGCCUAUCUGUGACUGUGCACUACGAGAACACACCAACCAAGUCUCUGAAGUGGCUUCAGUGGUGUCCUGUGUUCUCAUGAGGGAAAGAAAAAACACAAACCAUGUUCAUGCCUUGUAGCUUAUGGGGUGGGAGUGGAUUUUUUUGUAUACAUGUUCAUGGUUUAUUCAUGGCGUUCUCACUUGCAAAUUUGUUACUGUUUUAGUUCCCACAACCAAAAUAGUCUGAUGUAGCUUUCUGAUGUAGGAGAGUCGCUGAUCCUGAGGUGUUGAUUGACAGUGGCAGCUUGUCUAACCAAAAUACUAAAUCAAACACAAGUUUGGGAAAACAACCUGAUAAUCACCUAGCGCUGAAAAAGGAUAACUGAUGCGGUCAUAGCUGGUCCUUGCUGCCUUGCUUAUCCAGCCGGUCACAGCUCACCGGUCACUCACCAAGCCCUCAGUAUGGCGACAGCAGCAGUGUGCAUAGUCAUCACCCGUCAUGGCUUUAUGUACAUGCAGUGUCUUCAGUCAGUAGGGAUCUGUCUAUCCUGGUGAUGCCAUCUGUCCUUAUUCAAAGAGAGGACAACCUUCAGUAAAAACAACUAAAAGACUCCUUCUAUGGACUGGCCUUUUACAUUUACCUACUGUAGUAUCGUACUGUGUUUUGAUGUGGGUUCGACGUGGAAAGUUCUGAGAAAAAAAAAGGACGAAAAAAAUGAAACUCUAGACCCUUCAUUUUGCAUGAGUAGAACCUGUAAAUGUAAGUUAGUGUGAUGCAUGUGUUUUUGUCUCCAUUUCAGUUACCUGUUCCCUAAAAUCAGAGAUUUUAUGUUGUAUUGCUAAUUGUGGAAGUUCCCUUUAUAUUUGUUUGCAUUUCCUCAGAAAAAAAAAAAAGAAUAAUAACAAAGUAUUUUUUAUUUUAUUUUGUACUAUGCUCUAUAGAAUCAAAUGCACUGGUGUUGUAUGUGGAGUGCCAACAGAGAGGGACGAGGUACCAGUGUUACACAGCAUUUGAGGGAUCAUAUCUUUUACACAAUGCUCCUGUUCUACACAAAGACAAAUUAUUUAUAUGUAUGUAUCUUUUACCAGUGCCAUAAUUAAAACAUCUUUAAAAAAAGAAAAAGAAAACAGCCUUAUGUGAUUUGGAGAGAGAGGGAAAUGAAACUGUAUACAGAUCUAUAUAUGAAGGGUGUAUGCAUGUGUGCGUGUAUGUAAUUGAGUCCUUCUGAUGACAUAUCGGAUUUAACAGUGUACAUUUUCACAAACAAAAAAAGAAUACUAGGUUCAUUUACAGUUAAGUUACAAUGCUGAUUGUGUGAGGCAAAUGACAGUAUAAUGAAUAUGGUCCCUUUGAGAUGCUGUUCUUUGAAUACAUUGUAAAAUACAGUGCAAUUUGAUGGUCACACAGAUACAUGUAUAGUUGCUUCUCUCUUUGGACUAGCUAUAUGGCUUCUAUUGGACCACAUUUUUUGUCUUUGUUUUCAAACAUGUAGAUACUCCAUUUUAUUUGCAUUUAAAGGUAUAAACACAUUUUAAAAACUGUUACUUAAUUCUGUAAGUAAUUUUUAUAAUUAUUAUGUAAGUCUAUCCUUAUAACAUUAAAAAUAAAAACGUUAUG